GUUGAUAUGUAAACAGGACUUGGACCCAGCAUCAAAAAUGAAAUAUUGGCAAGCAUUAGUUGCAUUUCGGAAAAAUGAAAUGGCUGAUGGACUUGAAUGUUCUGUGUUAUCAUACACAGACAUCCAGGAGUGUAUAGAUGUCAUCAACCACCAGUAUGAUGAGAACAACAUGUUGAUAUUGGCCUUACACGAUUUAAACACUGCAGUAGAAGGAAAAGACCUGAAAGCCAUGUUAAGGGCUUUACAAAAUCCUGGAUUCAAAGUUGUGGAAUGUAUUUCUUCCACUGAUGCUGUGUUGUACUUCAGACAUUUGCUUCACGGCUGGACACAGAAACGGAAGGAAGGCACAGUAUUAUGGUUAGAGGAUGUACAGUCUGCAGUCAAGCAGGUGUCUGAUGAAAUCCAUGGUGCUAGAGUUGCUUGUGAGCUGCUUAUGAAGAUGAAGACUCUGCAGGAUAGUAACCAGCCAUCAAGAAAAACGUCUGUUAGUGCAGCAAAGAUGGGUAUUCAUGAGAACAAACAUGACCCUAAAUUCAUCUCUGCUCUUGAAGAAUGGUGUUUGAAGAAGGACACUGGAUUCCUUUGCCCAUGGAUUAUUCAUCGUACAAGAAAUGGAAGUGAAUUCUAUAUGAACUUGGAGCUGUGUACUUACUCAUGGGAGAAGCCAGCUGACUUUCUGUCUAAAUCAGAUUACUUGGCUCAAAAGCAAAUUGAGAAUAUGAGAGUAGAGAAAUGGUUGGUAGAACUUCAGGCAAGAUGUAGGGGAUAUUUACUGAGGAAACAAGUCUGGGAUAGAUUAGAAUUCUUCUAUCAGCACACUGACACGAUCAUUAAAAUUCAGGCAUGGUGGCGAUCAGUUGUUCAGAGACAGAAAUACAUAACAAUGAUAACGGAGCAGCGUGAAAGGAAGUACGCAGAAGCAGAAGUAUACAAGAGCAUGGUUUGCUUGGAUUAUUAUAAAACACAGGAACAUAAGAUCAUUAAAAUUCAAGCAGUUUGGCGUGGGUAUAAGUUGCGAAGGAUGUUCCUGUCGUUGUUCCACGAACCACAACCUACAUUCAAAGUGGUUAGAAGCUUUGUCCAUCAUCUUGACUUCAACGCAGAUGAUUAUAGGAGAGAUCUACAGCUUCAGAAUCUCAGGGGUCAGGUUGUGCAAACCAUCAGACAUAACCAGCAGUUAGCCCAACAGUUAGAUGCUAUGGAUGUCAAGAUCGGCUUGUUGGUCCACAACAGAAUCACAUUGCAAGAUGUGGUUAAACAUGGUACAAAUUUAAGCGAGUUGUCAAAACAGCACCAGUUGACCACAAGCCAAGGUGAAGCCAAUGGGAAUCGAGGAAUAAAAAGUCUGACUAGGGUAGGGCGGAAACUGUUAGAUGGAUAUCAGCACAUGUUCUAUGCUUUGCAGACUACACCAAGCUAUUUGGCCAAACUCAUCUUUUGUCUUCCUUUGAGUCGUAGCACAAGAUUCUUAGAGACGGUUAUAUUAACACUGUUCAAUUUUGGAUCCAACCCACGUGAGGAAUAUCUUCUCUUGAAGCUGUUCAAGACUGCCCUUGAAGAAGAAAUCAGGUGUAAAUUUACAAAACCAUCAGAUGCAGUGACUGGAAAUCCCCUUGUCCUCAGGAUGGUGGUAAAUUAUUCACGUCAGAUGCCCAGUCAGAAUGCUCUUAGAGACAUUGUUGGACCUCUUAUAGUAAAGGUGCUGGAAGAUAAAACCAUAUCAUUUGAGACAAACCCAGUUGAUAUUUUCAAAUCUUGGAGGAACCAGUUUGAAAUGGAAACUGGCAAUUCUUCAAACUUGCCUUACUCGGUCACGGACGUAGAAGCACUGGCAUAUGAGGAAAUACAAAAUAAACUGAACAGUGGCAUUAGGAGGCUCCAACAUUCUACUCUUCUGUUCCUGCGUCGAAUCGUAGAAUCACGUCACUUGAUGCCAUACGGAAUGCUGUACAUAGCUAAAGUUCUUCGCAAUACACUCAUGGACAAGUUCUCCAAUGCACCAGAAAAGGAGAUUUUGAAGGUGGUGGGUAAUCUGAUUUAUUACAAUUACAUCAACUCGGCAAUUGUGGCUCCAGAUGCAUUUGAUAUUAUGGAUCUGCCACCUGAUAGGACACUGUCUAAUAACCAACGUCGCAAUUUAGCCAGCAUUGCGAAGAUUCUGCAGUUUGCAGCUUCCAAAAAAGGGUUUGGUGAAGAGUCUAAGCAUCUCAUGUGUUUGAAUUCCUUUAUAAUUGAAUGCCAUGAGAUCAUGAAGACUUUCUUCAGAGAAUGCUGCAAUGUAGAAGAGCUUGAGGAACAUUUUAGUAUGCAUGAAUUCACUGAAGCUACAAUGAUUUCACGUCCUGUCUUGUACAUCAGCCUGCAGGAGAUCUGUGAUACUCACGAACUGCUAUUGAAAUAUCAGCACCUCAUUGCUCCUGAUCCUUCAGACCCACUGCAUGAGCUGCUCAAGGACCUGGGUCCAGUACCUUCUAUAGGAACAUUUCUUGGAAAUGGAAGGGAUGCUGCUGUCCCAAAGACAGAAGUGUGUCUCACACUUGUCAACAAGUUUGAAGUGCCUGAGAAUGAUCAUCAGGGUAUUAACAAGCUGUUCAUCAAGGCAAAAGAGCUGCUGGUGUCGAUAUUUCCAUGCCUUCAAGGGGUCGGCACCUUACAUGAAGCAUUGUUGGUGGAGUCAGAAGCAGAGGAGCGCCUAUUCCAGCAGCUACUGCAUAAACACCAGCAGAGAAAUAUUCACAACUUAGCAGCUUCCAAAUCAUGUAAAUCUCUCCAGGACUGCAAACUGAUCCUGAGAGAUUACCUUACAAAACUAGAGCUGGCAGGCUUAGUUUCUUCUGUUGAUGGAUAUCAGAGCAUUGUUUCAGCCAUUGCAAAAGACAUCUGCAGCAAGCGAAGGCAUAGGGAACUUCAAAGAAAGGAGCUGCAAGAACUCAGACUCACAAAACAGAAUUUGGAGAAGAAAACGAAAUUUUAUGAAGAACAGAUUAAUUACUACAAUCAGUACAUACAGAAGUGUCUUGAAAACCUUAAUACUGGAAAGAGGAAUGUUCAUAUUCGUAAGUCAUCAGGGAAGCAACCAGAGAAAUUGAAGUCAAAGUUAACACUGCAUUAUACAGCAGCCAAGCUACAUGAGAAGGGUGUGCUGUUGGAAGUAGAUGGUCUUCCUAUGACUCAAUUCAGAAAUGUCCAGUUUGAAAUAACACCAUCAGAUCACAAUGGUGUAUUUAUUAUCAGUGGAAAAUUCAUGGGAGUUGAACUGGAGAAGGUUGAAAUUGAUAUACAGGUAAGUUGAAAACAAUUAUAUAAAGUUUUGAAUUUAUUAUUUCUUAAUAGUGUAGUUUUUACUUCUUCCUACUCACAACCCCCAAAACUGAGUAACACAUAUUUAAUUGUCAUU
Cryptotermes secundus is the source of this 3397-nucleotide messenger RNA. Its product is annotated as ras GTPase-activating-like protein IQGAP1. NCBI's taxonomy places the organism in Eukaryota, Metazoa, Arthropoda, Insecta, Blattodea, Kalotermitidae. The transcript is spliced from 21 exons. The record is from RefSeq and is a predicted model, not a curated record. Gene Ontology annotation, biological process: regulation of GTPase activity; regulation of actin cytoskeleton organization. Gene Ontology annotation, cellular component: cytoplasm. Gene Ontology annotation, molecular function: actin filament binding; calmodulin binding; GTPase activator activity. Bases 38 to 3292 code for a protein of 1084 amino acids.